Messenger RNA from Quercus robur (English oak), 507 nucleotides. RefSeq lists its product as uncharacterized. The transcript has a single exon. The record is from RefSeq and is a predicted model, not a curated record. Bases 1 to 507 code for a protein of 168 amino acids. NCBI's taxonomy places the organism in Eukaryota, Viridiplantae, Streptophyta, Magnoliopsida, Fagales, Fagaceae.
AUGGAGCAAGAGGUUUUGGAUAAUUUCCAAAAGCUACAGCUAACAAAAGAGGAGGCAGAUGAUAUAGUCAUAACAAAUGUUGCUAGAGCAGAGCUUCUUGAAGAAUGUUCCUUAAGUCUCUUUGGGCGCCUCCUUACAGACAGUCAACAAAAUCAAAGAGCUUUCAAGAAUACUCUGAAGGCAGCAUGGAAGAUGGGAUCGGACUUGAGGAUUGUGGAGGUGGGGAAUAAUGUAUUGCAAUUUAAGUUUGGUUCAUUGUGUAAGUUGGAGUGGGUUGAAAGAAGUGGUCUGUGGAAUUUUGAUAAUAACCUUCUUCUUUUAUGUCGAUGGAGGAAGGGGUUAACAACAUCAAAUAUUUCUUUUACCCAUGCUCUUCUUUGGAUUCAAGUCUGGGGUUUACCAUUUGAGUAUAUGUCUGAAGAUGCUGGGAAAGAUAUAAGAAGCAGACUUGGCAAAGUUCUUGAAGUGGAUAAAAGGUCAUUACAGGCGGAGCAAGCAAGUUUAUGA